AUGACAAUUUUACGUCAUCAUGCGCCCAGCCACAGUCCGCCGCAUUUCUAUCUCAAUCCCAAUGCGCUAAUCGGACUAAGAACGUGUCCUUUAGGGGGACAGAGUGGUGAUUUCGGUUGGUUCGGUCUGCAAUCUCUGAUCACUCUUCUCAAUCUCUCAGCCAUCGUCACCAACAUUUUCUUCAUCUUCAUUUGUGGGAAAGCCGGUGUGAUGCCCCGUCAAACGCGUCUAAUGCUUUGUUCGAUUUCAAUCUGUUUUGCUGUGAAUGCUUUUGCCGGUCUUCUCUACAAUGCAUAUUUCUUCUAUCUUGGCGUCAACACGUUUCCCAGAUUUCCCGAAAAGAGUGUCCUCUGCACUGUAGCCAAUGUGUUGAUGGUUCCAUGGGAUACAGCGACAGUCCUUUUGAUGAUCGGAGUUGGCGCGGAGAGAUUCGCCGCCACUCGACACCCACUUCCACCAGCAAAAGUCUCGUUGUUUGUAAAGGCAAUCUUUGCGCUCGCUUGCUCGGCAUCCGGCUUUGUCACCGUUGAAUAUCUUCUGAAUCUGCACACCGAGGGAAUGUGUGUCUGUGAUGGAGCCUCGCUGGCUGAUAGCCAUGCAAUGAUGAUUCGGAUUUCGGUGUGCGCUCUGUUCGAGGCUGCAACAAUCUCCCUCUUUGGCUAUGUGAUGGUUUAUAGUCGGAGUCGAGCCGACGGUUUGGGGAUAAAUACGGCCAAGUAUUCGCUCAGCAAACGAUUUCAGAUUCACGAAACCUUCCGCACAACGCAAAUGCUUUUGCCUUCCGUUGUCCUCCAUGCUGUUCUCUAUUUAUCGUAUCUUCUGCUACUUUUCCCGGUCAGAGAUUGGAGAGCCUCAUCGAUCAACACCAUUUCCGCGUACAACUACUCGACAAUCAUCUUCGCGUUUCCCUCAAUGCACGCUCUCGCUCAUCCAUUGAUUUGCAUCCUCCAACACUACUAUCUUCGCCAGCGAACCCUUGACAUUUUCGAUCAACUUUGGUGUUGUUCAAGAAUAUUCACGGAUCGAUCGAACGAUGACUGUCGACAUUUGCAACCGACUCCCGAUCCUCCAUCGAUUAGAGAACGUGAGACUCCAGGUCGGGUUGAGUUCCGCAUCGCGCCCGAGAAACACGCCGAGAUUCUCGAGUCAUUUUGGGAUCGAAAA
Molecule: messenger RNA, 1164 nt
Organism: Mesorhabditis belari
Lineage: Eukaryota; Metazoa; Nematoda; Chromadorea; Rhabditida; Rhabditidae
Source: the annotation of a GenBank genome assembly